Molecule: messenger RNA, 1203 nt
Organism: Acaromyces ingoldii
Lineage: Eukaryota; Fungi; Basidiomycota; Exobasidiomycetes; Exobasidiales; Cryptobasidiaceae
Exons: 4
Coding region: 381-1031 (216 amino acids)
Biological process (GO): protein acetylation
Molecular function (GO): N-acetyltransferase activity
Source: RefSeq, a predicted model, not a curated record
AAUACGCCCUCUGAUUUCUCCUUUGUCAUUUGUCUUCUGGGGGCUGCGGCCGUCGACGCAUGGCGGGAGCACCUCUCGCCCAGCAAGCGUCGCCACCAUCUUUGAAUUGGUCUUCUUCGCGGUUUGACAAGCCGAGCAGCGGGCUCAGUCGUCCGCGCAUCCCAGGACGUGCAUUCUGUUGUUCGGAGGGCGUUUCGCGCACGGCCCGACUCAACACGCGGUUAUUUUUUUUGGCUUUUUUUUUCUCUUCCCUGUGUCAGGACUGUCGUCGAUAUUCCCGAUGAAGGUAAAUGAAGAGACAGUUCUGGUGGGCAGCAGGGCGGUCCUCGUGCCCUAUCGCAGCGAGCAUGUCGAGAAGGUGAGCUGUCGAUUUCCAAUGGAUGACGGAUCCAGAGAUCCGACAACAGACAGCGUCGGAGCCGCUCAGUCUGGAGGAGGAGCAUGACAUGCAAAGGUCGUGGCAUCUUGACGAUGACAAGCUGACCUUCAUUGUGCUCUCGAGGGACGAGAGUGUAUAUGUGCCAGACACAGAGGCAGACGCGGACGAGGUCUCACAAUUCCUUGCAAAGUGCAAGAUGGCCGGUGAUGUCAACCUCUUUCUCUCGCCAAGCCAGGACGAGGACGAGGACGAAGAGACGGCGGGGGCGGGGAAGCCAUCUGCCGUUGCGAAGUCUCCGGCGAUGGACGCCGAGCUCGAAGUCAUGAUCGCAGAGCCGUCGGAACGGAGAAAGGGGCUGGCACGCGAGGCCCUCUCGCUCCUCAUUCACUACGCAUCGACAUCGCCCACGCCUGUGCCAUCUGUGAGCUCGUCGCCCUCGGCACCUAGCCGAGCCCUGCCUCUGCAACCGCGGAACUUCCUCGUCAAGAUUGGGCUCGACAACGCACCGAGCCUCGCGCUGUUCAAAUCCCUGGGCAUGCAAGAGGUCAAGGUCAGCGAGAUUUGGAGGGAGGUUGAAAUGCGAUGGGCGGAUGGGGACGGGUUGCCUCUGCCGGCGCAAAAGAAAGUCCAGGUGCUGAGAUGGAAAAGAUAGGAAUCAAUGCCGUCAUUGCUCGUUGCCCCAAAUCUCCUGCUGCUGCUCAUUGGACCCCUCCUCUUCUCUUUCGUGACGUUGCGGCCCCUUGCGACACACUGAGGAGAUGACGACACGGAAGACGGCGAGGCUGUGUCUGCCUGGACCCCGUGCACGCCCUCUUUUGGAUUGG